Messenger RNA from Oncorhynchus masou masou (cherry salmon), 2207 nucleotides. RefSeq names its product G protein-coupled receptor 183a (gene gpr183a). Gene Ontology annotation, biological process: G protein-coupled receptor signaling pathway. The record is from RefSeq and is a predicted model, not a curated record. The coding region runs from base 311 to 1411 and encodes 366 amino acids. Gene Ontology annotation, molecular function: oxysterol binding; G protein-coupled receptor activity. The transcript has 3 exons. Lineage: Eukaryota; Metazoa; Chordata; Actinopteri; Salmoniformes; Salmonidae. Gene Ontology annotation, cellular component: membrane.
UCACUCUGUGUCACUCUGCUCUAAAACCCUGGGGGAACAUGGUCUCUGCUGAACACUGAGAGGACAAUUGUCUCGCGCCAAGGAAGAACUGUCCUGCUUUAUUCUGACACUUUGGAAGUAUGCAAUAAUACAGCUGGUUUUGGUUGGAAUUCCCCCCUAUCUGCCUAAACCAAGACAGGAGGCUCACACAACUCUGAGGCCAACGCUUUUUAAGGAUGAAUCAAGAGUUGAGGUUGAAUAUGUUUCUCAGCAUACUCAUCCAAAAACAUGCAACAAGAUAUAGCUAGCUUCCCUCUCCACUGGCCCCAAGAUGGAGGUGAUGAGGACCUUCAACCAGCCUCCAACCUCCAGCCAUCCAACCCACACCCUUAACGACUCAGACACCUGCACUACCCUGUACAACCACCGGGGUUACGCCCGAGUCCUCAUGCCCAUCUUCUACUGCAUUGUCUUCUCCGUGGGGUUGCUGGGCAAUGCCCUGGCCUUCCACAUCAUCCGCCCCAACGUGAAGAAGAUGAACUCCACCACGCUCUACUCCGCCAACCUGGUCAUCUCCGACAUCCUGUUCACACUGUCACUACCAUUACGGAUAAUCUACUACGCCUUGGGCUUCCACUGGCCCCUGGGGGAGGCCCUGUGUAAGAUCACAGGGCUGAUCUUCUACAUCAACACUUACGCCGGGGUCAACUUCAUGACCUGCCUCAGUGUGGACCGGUUCAUUGCUGUCGUCUUGCCGCUCCGAUUCGCACGCUUCCGUAAGGUCUCCAAUGUCCGGUACAUUUGUGUCGGGGUGUGGUUGCUGGUCUUAAUGCAAACUCUGCCCCUCCUCUCCAUGCCCAUGACUAAUGAGGAACCUGAUGGCCUCAUCACCUGUAUGGAGUAUCCCAACUUCGAACUGGUGCCCAACAUCUCCUAUAUCCUGAUUGGCGCCGUAUUCCUAGGCUACGGAGUCCCCGUGGUGACCAUCCUGGUGUGCUACUCCAUACUGUGCUAUAAACUCCGCCUCGCCGCCAAGGCCAAUCAGCUGACGGACAAGUCGGGGCGCAGCCAAAAAGCCAUCGGGGUGAUCUGCUGCGUCUCCCUGGUGUUUGUGGUCUGUUUCAGCCCCUAUCACAUCAACCUCCUCCAAUACAUGAUCCGAAAGCUGAUCUACACACCAGACUGUGCUGAACUCACAGCCUUCCAGAUCUCCUUACACUUCACUGUUUGCCUGAUGAACCUCAACUCCUGCCUGGAUCCAUUCAUCUACUUCUUUGCCUGUAAGGGUUACAAGAGUAAGGUGCUGAAGAUCCUGAAGAGGCAGGUGAGCGUGUCCUUCUCCAGCGCAGCGCGGACAUUCCCCGAGGGGUCGUCCAGAGACGUCAACGAUGGUAUGAAGAUCCACCUCAAUAGCGCUACACACAAACCGUGAGAGAAUAUGGUGAAAGGUGAGCCGACGACCAACCAACAGAUUGGAGAGCCAACAACCAUCAAUCAGACCGGUGAGCCAACGAUCAGCCAACAGACCGGUGAGCCAAUGACCAGUCAACGACCAAGUGAGAAUGAUGAGCCAAUGACCAACAGUUCAGCAGCCAACAGUUACCAGCAGUGAGACAGAAACCAGCAAAUUGCCAGAAGAUCUCUGAGGAGAACUAUAACUCUAUAACUGAUUACAAGUUUAAAGAGGCAUCUCACACCCUCUGGAAAUAGAGACACUGAUCUAGGACAGCCCAGGUAGCAGACUGUUUCUGCAUCCAACAAAGUGCUUGCCUAUAUAAUGACAAGUUGAUCAAAAGGAGAAACACAUAAGAACAUUAUUAAACAGCAUGGCCGCUUGCAUGAGAAGAUGUCUUGAAAUGGACAGCUGAAUAUUACUUAAUUGUUUCAGAGAUUCUGAUCAAUGAAUACAAAGCUUUGGACCAUUACAAUGCAGAGGAAUGAAGAUUAGAAACCAUGUUGAUUAUAUUUUUUGUAUAUACACUUAAUGAAUUAUUCUUCAAAAUAACCUUGUGAUUAUUGAUAAAUGUUAAAUAUUUCAACACCAUGUACUAAAUGUAACCAUGUCCCUCAAUUAAUUGAAUCAGGAUCAAUGACAUUUUUUACCAAGAUGUUCAAAUGUAUUAAUUAGUUUGUUCACAAUGGUUUCCCUCUGUUCUUGAUUAAUGUGAUUGUUGUAUGUGGCCAUCAAACCAUGUCAUUUUAAAUAAAUAAGAAAUAUAAAUAAAUUA